Molecule: messenger RNA, 1066 nt
Organism: Leptonychotes weddellii (Weddell seal)
Lineage: Eukaryota; Metazoa; Chordata; Mammalia; Carnivora; Phocidae
Gene: ALKAL2
Product: ALK and LTK ligand 2
Biological process (GO): positive regulation of ERK1 and ERK2 cascade; positive regulation of ERK5 cascade
Molecular function (GO): receptor signaling protein tyrosine kinase activator activity; receptor tyrosine kinase binding
Source: RefSeq, a predicted model, not a curated record
AUGCGCGGGCCUGGGCGCCCCCUCCUCCUGGGGCUGCUGCUCGUGCUGGGGGCGGCGGGGCCCGGGGUCGCCGAGCCCCGGGAGGCGGCCGACAGACAGACCCUGCUGCGGCUCAUCGUGGAGAUCCUCCAGGAGCUCAAAAAGUACCAUUCGGGCGAGUCGAAGAGACUGCACCUCUUGGGCCAGCACGACUACACUCUGGGCCGCAGGGAGGUCUCGGACUACCCGGUUUAUCCCGAGGAGCAGAGAGUGGAAAUUGUGCCUCGAGAUCUAAGGAUGAAGGACAAGUUUCUAAAACAUCUUACAGGUCCUCUUUAUUUCAGUCCAAAGUGCAGCAAACACUUUCACAGACUUUACCACAACACCAGAGACUGCACCAUCCCUGCAUACUAUAAAAGAUGUGCCAGGCUGCUUACCCGGCUGGCUGUCAGUCCAAUGUGCAUGGAGGGAUAAGCAGUGAGCAGAGCUGCAAAGGACCAACAGCCCACGAACCAUGAGAAGUGCCUUGGAAAUCAACAGGGAACAGAACCUGCUACCUUCACGAACACAUCCCCUUGUGAACAAGAGAUUUAUUUUUGCAGACUGACUCUUCCAUAAACCCUUUAACUUGAGUUUUGUAUGUUGUUGACACUGUUGGCAAAUACAUAUUCAGUUAAUCAGCGUACCUGACAGUAACACUUGCCAUUCGUGAUUUUGGGGGAAAAGGCGAAUGCUCCGCAUUUGAUGUGUAGUGCUAUAAAAUGACAGACAAAGCUAUUUCAUUCUCCUGAUUAGGUGAAAUCUCAAAGAGUAUUUCUUUAGAAACAUAAAUAGAAUCUGAAACUAUAUUUUCAUAUAGCAUAUGGUAUGAUUUAAUAUUUUUGUUACUCUUACAAUUAAAUUCCCAGAGCAUUAUUUGGAACUGCAUGGAAAAAAAAACAAAAAAAAAACUCGUCAUGUUUUGGAGAUAGUGGAGUAUAAGUCUGUGAACAUAUCCAGGCUAAUUUCAUUUGUUCUUUCUAUCAUAAAUGUAAGAUAGUAUCCAGAUAUUGUGCAAUAUGUAAAUACUGUAAAUAAAACAGGUAAU